AACUGUAUUUCCGAUCGCUGAUGGAGGUUAUGGUUAUGUUACUACAGAAUUAUCAUAUGACGAUGAUCGCCUUUUCAAUGCAUCAGUUCCAAUCAUAUCUGUAUAUUAUAUGUUUUUAACUCCAAUGACUCAUCAAAUUUCUAAAAAGUUUUUACUUCACUAUGCUCGAAAUGUUAGUGAAAUAUCAUACAUUUCAUGUUCUUUAAGCUAUGGUGAGCUUGGAAAUGUAUGCUUGAUAACCGAAAUAGCCGAACGAUCUCAUAAUAAUUCACUGUCUAUAACAUAUCAAGUUGAUUUUUUGUCUUCUGGUUCUGUAAUUAGAUUACAGCCAUUAUACUUUCAAACUAUGAUAACUAACGAUCGUAAUUAUAUUUUACAAUCUGAUAUUAAACCCUUAUUUUAUGGUGGCUCAAUUGUAACUAAUUGGGCUGUUGAUAUUAAUAAUGAUACUACCAAUAGUAACAAUGAUACUACCAAUAUUAAUGGUAAUACUACUAAUAGUAAUGAUUACACUGCGCCUAUCAAUGUAAACAGUCAAGGCAAUCAAGUGGGUUCGGCAGCGUUACCACUUGUAAAUAUUACUGUGGAUAUUAUUGCACCUAAUGGUAGCAAAAUAAUAGGGGAUUUUUGGCAGUGGAGUUUGAUUGCCAAUUCACCCAAAUAUGCAGUAUUUUUUAUAAUGAAAAAUAAUACAUAUAUAUUUUGCGCAAUGUAUGAACCUAGAAUAUGGGAUAUUUUUGUUACUAAUUUGCCUAAAUUUAGA
Molecule: messenger RNA, 763 nt
Organism: Racocetra fulgida
Lineage: Eukaryota; Fungi; Glomeromycota; Glomeromycetes; Diversisporales; Gigasporaceae
Source: the annotation of a GenBank genome assembly